UCGUUUGGUUUGGAACAGUUAUGUUUAACUGUGAGGAAACGUAAAGUUUGUUUUUUUUUCCUUUUUAAAAAGGACAUCACUGACGGUUCUUACUUAUAUUAGUGUUAGCUGUCGUUAAAGGUGCGAGUUGGGCAAACCUGUUGUUUGCAGACGUAAGGAAACGAGGUCAGGUCUAGAGAAAGAGAAAGGGGCGGUCAGGUUCGGGCAGAACCCUUGUUGGCAGUCCACCUAUUUGGCCUCUCCGCGCGAAGUGGCCAAGGAUGCCAGCAUGCCUUCGCUGAUAAUAUUCCAUCUCCUUAUUAUCUGGUUGGGCGCCCAAAGGCUGGCGCUUGGCGUCGAGCGCACGUCGACCCGAGAACGUUUCAAGGUGGUCAUCGCUCCUCUGAUCUGCAAAAGGACGUGCCUUAAAGGCCAAUGCCAAGACACCUGUGAGCAGGGCAACAACACCACGCUCAUUGGUGAGAACGGACAGUCCGCGGACACCCUCACCGGACCCGGCUUCAGAGUGGUCGUCUGCCCGCUCACCUGUAUGAAUGGAGGAGUGUGCAGUUCGCGCACCCACUGUCUGUGCCCUCCCGGCUUCACGGGUCGGCUGUGCCAGGUACCCCUGCGCCAGAUGCCUGAGGCCCAAGGGGCGCAGGGCAACAAGCAGCCCGUCUACACCAUGCAGGUGGUGCCCGACGGCCCGAGCGCGGGGGACCAGCCCGGCACCGGCCGGCAGCAGAUGGCACAGACCCAUUCCGUCUUUACCCUGCCCCUGGCGGCAGGGGGUGGGCAUCACUCCUCAGAAGUGCAGUUUAACGUACGUGUCCACCACACCCCGGACACCUCUGUUGUCAUCCAACCCAUGGACCAACCAGAGGCUAAACCACCUAAGACCGUGCCCCGCCUGAUACCCCAGACGCACAAACCCCGGGGGCGGUGCUUUCAGGAGACCACACCCAAACAGGCUUGUAGCAGUAAUCCUCUCCCUGGACUGACCAAUCAGGAGGACUGUUGCGGGAGCGUGGGAAACUCCUGGGGGCAGAACAAGUGCUACAAGUGUCCCAAGCUACCCUACCCUGGACUCCACAAACCCCAAACCAUCAUUGAAGAUCAAGGAUCUACCUGCCCACACGGCUAUAAGAGACUGAACAGCACUCACUGUCAAGACAUCAACGAAUGCACGAUGCAGGGCGUCUGUCAGAACGGCGAGUGUUUGAACACGCAGGGAAGCUUCCUGUGUGCUUGUAAACCGGGCUACGUCCUGGACAGAGCCAGAUGUGUGGCAGAGCCCCCGGUGGAGCUGGGCCUCUGCUUCCGCAUGGUGACAGAGGGGGGGCAGUGUGAGCACGCCCUGCCCACCGAGCUCUCCCAUGAGAUGUGCUGCUGCACCGUGGGCAAGGCCUGGGGCAGCAGGUGCGAGAGGUGCCCCCAGGACGGCACAGCCUCGUUCAGUAAGAUCUGCCCUGCAGGGAAGGGCUACUCCUUCCAGAGUUACAGAGGGACCCUGUCCAUCCAGCCACAGACCCUGCAGAUCCACCCAAACCUGGAGCAGGGCCCUCGGAUCGCCAAGCCCGACAAGACCAAAGGGCAGCAGGAAGUCAAGUUCCCACCCCCCCAGAGGGAGGUGCCUGUGGAGAUGACCACCCCAAUGCAGCUGUCCACUCUGAGCACCCAUGGGCCCCGAAUCCCUGUGAUUGUUGCCAAACCCACCCCUCCUCCCAUAGUGAAGGUCCACCCGGAGAGGGACUCGUUAGAAGUGGCACAGACACAGGUCACACAGACGGAUGAGUGCAGGCUUGACAGGAACAUCUGUGGUCACGGGGAGUGCAUUAACGGCCAGAGUGGGUACAGCUGCCACUGCAAUGCCGGGUACCGCCCCCACGCCCAGAGGAAGAGCUGUGUGGAUGAGAACGAGUGUGAGUCCGACCCCUGUGGUCCAGGGAGGGGCUUCUGCAUCAACACCAUGGGCUCCUAUAGGUGCCGCUGUCUCCAUGGCUACAAGCUGAUGGUCCACCAAGGGAAGCUCAAAUGCGUCGACAUAAACGAGUGCUCCAAGCCGCACACCUGUGGAGAAGGAGGGCAUUGUGUCAACCUGCCCGGCUCUUACAGGUGUGAGUGUUUCGAGGGCUACAGGAGCAAGUCACCCCAGCAGCCAGUCUGUGAAGAUAUUAACGAGUGCCUGGACCCCAGCGCCUGCCCAGGGGAGCAGUGUGAAAAUACAGCUGGCUCGUAUGACUGCGUGCCCUGCCUGCCCGGGCACCAGGCCCAGGGGGGCAUCUGCUACGACAUCGACGAGUGCCAGAAGAGAGGGGUGUGCACCAACGGGCGCUGCGAGAACCUCCCAGGGACCUACCGCUGCCUGUGCAACGAGGGCUUCCUGCACGAGUCCGACAGCAAGGGCUGCAGAGAUAUUGAUGAAUGCGAGGACCACAGACUGUGUGCCAACGGCCGCUGUGUCAACACAGAGGGCUCCUUCCUGUGCCAGUGCUAUCCAGGGUACCAGCCCACCCAGGAGGGGAGCCACUGUGAAGAUACAAAUGAGUGUGAGAGACCUGCAAACUGCCAGAGGGGGCGCUGUAUCAACACCAUGGGGUCCUAUCGGUGUGAAUGUCAGAAAGGCUUCAUGCUGGUCAAUGGGAGGCGCUGUCAAGACAUUGACGAGUGCGCCCGGGACAGGAGUCUCUGCCAGCCCCACGGAGUGUGUGAGAACAAGCCGGGCACUUACAUCUGCAUCUGCAACGAGGGCUUCGUCAGCUCCGAGGACAAGCACAGCUGUGAGGAGAUCAAGAUGGACAAAGAUGAAAAGAAGGAGUGUUACCUGAACCUGGAUGACACGGUGUUCUGUGACAGUGUCCUGGCCACCAACAUCACCAAGCAGGAGUGCUGUUGCUCCAUCGGCGUGGGCUGGGGGGACCACUGUGAAAUCUACCCCUGUCCCGUCUACCACUCAGCCGAAUUCCAUGCUCUGUGCCCCAUUGGAAGAGGGUUCUACCACCAGGAGGGCAUAACAGAGUAUGGCUUGGCAGUUCAUCGUGAUAUCGAUGAGUGUGUGCUCUUUUCCAACGAGAUCUGCAAGGAGGGCCGCUGCAUGAACACCCAGCCCGGGUACGAGUGCUACUGCCAGCAGGGCUUCUACUACGACAGCAACCUGCUCGAGUGCAUCGACGUUGAUGAAUGCCAUGAUGAGUCUCUCUGUUCCAACGGGCGGUGUGUCAACACAAGAGGGUCCUUCUACUGCAUCUGCAACUCUCCCUGGACCCCCGAUGUCUCCAAAAAGAAGUGUGUGAUUCCCACCAUUGCAGGUGUGGAUGAGUGUCAGGACUCUGCUAACUGUAAGAAUGGGCGCUGCGUGGACACCCCAGAGUCCUUCUACUGCAUUUGCUCCCCGCCCUUGAUCCUCGCCACUGACCGCAACAGCUGUGUCACCCCAGAGGAACAGGCAGAUGUGAAUGAAUGCCAGGACCCCUCAUACUGUAAGAACGGAAGGUGUGUCAACACGCCUGGCUCCUUUCACUGUAUUUGCACUCAGCCUCUCACCUUCAGUGCUGCGCUGAAACAGUGCGUCUAUGACGACCGCACGGCGGCCCAUAAGGACGUGUGCUUCCUGGACGUGGACGAGGACCUAAUCUGCAGCAUGCCCCGGAACGACAUCGUUGUCACCUACUCCGAGUGCUGCUGCCACUACGGGCGGGGCUGGGGCCCCGAAUGUCGCACCUGUCCCCUGAGGAACUCAGUGAUCUUCAACCGGCUGUGUGAGAUGCACCUCGACACAGAUUCUGACGGUGAGGGCGAUUUCCUGGUAGCUUUCGCCAACCAUAACCCAGACGGGGAGGGGGUUAGAGACGGGGACAGCUCAGAAGAGGACUCGGACGAAUGCAGCUGUGCCAACGGUCGCUGCGUGCGCUCCUACCUGGGCACCAUGUGCGAGUGUAACCCGGGCUUUAGGUUGGACCACUCUCGCACGCGUUGCAAAGAUAUUGACGAGUGCGCCGACCCGGGCAUCCGCCUGAACACCUGCAAGAACGCCCGCUGUGUCAACACCAUGGGCUCCUACAAGUGCUUUUGCAAUCACGGCUUCGUUCCUGCACGCCGGCCCAACAUAUGUGUCCGUCCAAGGUCCCUAUAACAACACCUGCCCCUGCCCCCAACCCCGGUCUCUGUGCUGUACAGUACAUACCUACCCGCUGCCCCCAACCCCAGCCCUGUACUCUAUAGUACAUACCUGAUGACUGCCCUCAACCCCAGACUCUGUACUGUAUAGUACAUACCUUCCCGCUGCCCCCAACCCCAGACUCUGUACUAUGUAGUACAUACUUUCCCCCUGUCCCCAACCCCAACCCCUGUAUUGUACAGUACAUACCUGCCUCAAGUCCGCAAUCCCAGCUGCUGUACUGUACAGUACAUACCUUCCCCCUGUCCCUAACCCACCCUCUGUACUAUACACACCUGCCCCCUGUCCCUAACCCCACCCUCUGUACUAUACAGUACAUACCUUCCCCCUGUCCCUAAACCCACCCUCUGUACCAUACAUACCUGCCCCCGUCCCUAACCCCAGAAAUCUGUACUAUACACACCUGCCUCGUACCUGUAUCCUCAGCCCCAGUACCAUACAUACACACUUACGCUCUGUAUCCUUUCACUACCCCUGUUCGGUCAUCCAUCACAGUCUCUUUUUGUUCUCCUCUGUCAUUUCCUAAUUCCUCACAGGGUGAAACUUGACCAAAAAUGAAGACUUUGUGAAUGUGUCCCUUUAAAAUUUUGUGUAUUUUUUUUUUUAUUCAUUUUUUGUCAAAUUUCAUCCCCACUUAGGAAUACUGAUACAUGUUCAUGCAAACACACGCACAGUAACCAUGUUUCCGUCAAAGGCUCUGCUAGAAUGAGGUUUUCAGUGGGUACAGAGUGUGUAUGGUCGAUAGUGCUCCGUACUUCAGAUGGGUUUUUUUUUAUGUGGUUUGACAUUCCAGUAGAAACCCCACAGUUCUUCCCUCUCUCUCUUCUUCCAACGCAAAUGGGAUUGGCAUCUCUCUAAAUGGUGAUCCCAUUUUUUCUGUUUCUUGCCCCAAGCUUCCACCUACAAACCUUCCCUAAUUGGAAUUAAAAAUACAGUUUAAUUUACAGACAUUGAAGUCUGCUCUUUAAAGGAACAUCUCUGUCACAAACUGAUAUUCAAAUAUUGGGCAACAUUAAGUUGUAAUGCAAGCAGCUGAGUCCAUGUCCCACUACAAAUGGCCGUAUCAUCUUUUUUUUUUUUUGUCCACACUCAGACCUUGUUUUUCAUGAGAUGUUUACCUCCUUGUACAGCUUAAUGUUACAAUAAGGAGUGUUGUUUGGUGAACCAAUGUCACAAGCAUUAUUUGGAGGCAUUGGCACUUCACAGAAACUUUACAAAAGAAAAAAAUGCAUCUUCUGAAGAUGAAAAAA
This is a messenger RNA of Megalops cyprinoides (Indo-Pacific tarpon), 5406 nucleotides long. RefSeq names its product latent-transforming growth factor beta-binding protein 3-like. Gene Ontology annotation, biological process: supramolecular fiber organization. The coding region runs from base 269 to 4111 and encodes 1280 amino acids. The record is from RefSeq and is a predicted model, not a curated record. Gene Ontology annotation, molecular function: calcium ion binding; microfibril binding. The transcript is spliced from 29 exons. Lineage: Eukaryota; Metazoa; Chordata; Actinopteri; Elopiformes; Megalopidae.